ACGUCAUCUUAAAAGGUAUAAAAAGGACCAUGUUUGUCGGUGUUGUGCUGUUGUGCAUUUAUAACAAAAUUAAUUUUUGAUUGAAGCGGAACAAUCAAGCAAAACGAUUUAUUGUUUCAGAGUAUACGGAUAAAUGAUAUACUAAUUUGGUCGUAUUGCGUAAGGAGAAAAUUAUGUUGCCAUAAUUUAUGCUAAUCUACCACUACGUUCAUCUGAUCGUCACUAUCAGUAGCUUUUGUUCGUCGUAAGUGAGCUGAUAACAGCGUAUUUUGCGGUAGAGAUUUACAUUAUAACAAAAGCGAGCUAAAGAUUGUACUUUGGCUCUGCCGGCAGCUUAAAAGAUAACUUAUUUUAAUCACCAUACAAGAUUAAUCUCUCUGUAGAAAUCAGUAUGAGUGAAAGCGAAGAAUCUCCACCAGCUGUAAAUAAUGCAGAUCCGGUGCUACCACCUGCACUGCCCUUACGGGAGCAUUUGAUUUCAACCGCCGUAAAGUUCCUCAACAACCCAAAUGUAAUGCGUAGUGCCAUUAAUCAAAAACAAGCAUUUCUACGGUCGAAGGGUUUAAACGAUGAAGAAAUUCAGCUGGCAUGUGAGCGAGCCGGAGUUUUUACAAAAGAUCCAACCGUUACCAAUCACCAGACUGUCAUAAGCAUGGGUGUAGAAUCUGCCUCAGCCUACUCAAAAUCACAGUACGCCGUCCAACCGCAACAAGGUUGGUUCGGUAGAAUGAAGGAAAUGCUCAGCUCCGUCGCACUAAUUAGUGGACUCAUGUACGGGAUGUACAUGUUCUACAAGAAGUAUCUGGAGCCUCUAAUUUUCCGCGACAAAAUAAAGAAACCAGUAGAUGAGCAAAUAGAUGACUUAAGGAAAACUGUAGAAGUUAAAAUUGACAACCUCAAUCUAGAACUGACAAAGAUCAAGGAUGAAUUGAACAGGGUAAAUCAAACCCAAUCUGCUACCAAAGAGCUUGCUAGCUUCAAAACUGAUCUAGACUCAAUCAAGGGUCUGUUGUUGAAUAGAAAACAAUUCGCCUCUCCUACUCUGCCUAUGGUACCACCCUCAAUUCCUGCGUGGCAACUGCAGUCCCAAUCCCAGGAAAGAACUCCUAUUAGUGAAAGUGAACCAGAGAAGAAUGACGACAAUGACACUGGCUCUGGCUCCGGUUCCAGUGAUCACGAUGUGGUGUUAAAGAACAGCGACAGCAGCUUGGAGAUAAUGUAAUUUAGAGCGAAACAACCGCUGCUCCUGGCAGUAUUGCAAUGCUGCUUUAGGAGCCAGUGUACCAAUCAAUGUUUUCCUUUCUUUUUCCACAGAUCGUAAAAAAAUUGGCUGGGGUUUUGACACAGGAUUAUGCAAACGCGGUGAAAGAUGUAAAAUGGUAUUUUGUGAUUUAGUAUCCGGUUAGUGUACGAAUAUGAGUUCUCUAAUAAAGGAGCGGUAUAAAAAAGCAUAUUGCUUUAGGUGUAAAGUACAGUUCAAAAGUUACGAAUGCUUCCUUGUCAUUUUUUAAUUAGUUGAAACCAAUGUUAGGGCAUAAUGGCAGCAAAUUUGCGUGUUGUAGAUAAGUUUUGAGGAGACUAAAUAAAAGUCCCAGCAGAUAAA
Molecule: messenger RNA, 1603 nt
Organism: Wyeomyia smithii (pitcher-plant mosquito)
Lineage: Eukaryota; Metazoa; Arthropoda; Insecta; Diptera; Culicidae
Gene: Pex14
Product: peroxisomal membrane protein PEX14
Exons: 4
Coding region: 392-1222 (276 amino acids)
Biological process (GO): protein import into peroxisome matrix, docking
Cellular component (GO): peroxisomal membrane; peroxisomal importomer complex
Molecular function (GO): signaling receptor binding
Source: RefSeq, a predicted model, not a curated record